Molecule: messenger RNA, 4438 nt
Organism: Gymnodraco acuticeps
Lineage: Eukaryota; Metazoa; Chordata; Actinopteri; Perciformes; Bathydraconidae
Product: ras-related protein M-Ras
Exons: 6
Coding region: 228-854 (208 amino acids)
Biological process (GO): signal transduction
Cellular component (GO): plasma membrane
Molecular function (GO): GDP binding; GTP binding; GTPase activity
Source: RefSeq, a predicted model, not a curated record
GAUUAGCUAUUCAACGUAUUGUUUCGCAGAUGUGGGGAGCACACUCCCGUCUGUGGCGAAAGGGCGGCGGUGGUUUGAAGCCGAGAAAGAGGGAGAUGAGGAGGAAUAUGUCGGUGUGAGGACGUCUCUUUGUGCUCACGACAGCGAAACUCAUAUCGCCAGGUGUGUCUCCUCAGCUACCUCCUAGCCUUAUUCUUCUCACCUUUCCCACCACUGUCGAGGUAGCCAUGGCGACCAGCGCACUGCCAAGUGACAACCUGCCAACGUACAAGCUGGUGGUGGUGGGGGAUGGUGGUGUCGGGAAGAGUGCUCUGACCAUCCAGUUUUUCCAGAAGAUCUUUGUGCCGGACUACGAUCCCACGAUAGAGGACUCGUAUCUGAAACACACAGAGAUAGACGGGCAGUGGGCCAUACUGGAUGUGCUGGACACAGCGGGCCAGGAAGAGUUCAGUGCGAUGAGGGAGCAAUACAUGAGGACAGGAGACGGAUUCCUCAUCGUCUUCUCUGUGACGGACAAGGCCAGCUUUGAACACGUCGACCGGUUCCAUCAACUCAUACUGCGGGUCAAAGACAGGGAGGCAUUCCCCAUGGUGCUUGUGGCAAACAAAGUUGACUUGGUCCAUCUGAGAAAGAUCACCACCGACCAGGGCCAAGAGAUGGCUGCCAAACACAACAUAACUUAUAUUGAAACCAGUGCCAAGGAUCCUCCAAUGAAUGUGGACAAAGCCUUUCAUGAGCUGGUCCGUGUUAUAAGACAACAGGUUCCAGAGCGAAACCAGAAGAAGAAAAAGAAGAUGAAAUGGAGAGCAGAGCGUUCAGCGGGUACCCACAGGUUCCACUGCGCCAUAUUGUGACCUCCUGUUUACCAUUCGUAACACCCACACACACAUCCACACGCACGCCCACGUACCUUUGGAUGUCAGGGAACUCCCCAGCAGUGGUUAACUACUGGAGCACAAAAGGGAGGGGGAUGCCUGGAAGGAGGAGUGAAUCUCAAAAUGUGGGACUCUUCACAAAGCCUUUGAAUGAGCGCUGUGCCCUCUCUCCUCAAUUUAUGGUCCCUUUUUUUAAGGUCUAUAAAUCCCUCCCAUCCUCUAUUCCACACAGAACAGUUUCACAAUGAGGUGUCAUUUCUUUGUUCAUUUCAACUGAGCCACUAGAUGACGGAAUCUGGGGGGAAAUGAUAUUGGAACUUUUGUCUUCUUGAAAAAGGAAGAAAUAGGGAGGACCCGGCUCAUUAGCGCCUCGUUCUUUUUUUACGAAGUAACUCCUGACAAAUGGUUCUCACCUUUUAUAUCCUCACACUCCUACGAUAUCUGGAAAAAAAGCACCUGUGUGAUUUUUAAAUAUGUUAUCAUAAGGGCAUAGUGGAAGAACAUGAGAGGUCAAUUUUAGGGAGUCAUUAGGCGUUGUCGGCUGGCAAACAGUGAGUGUGGCGGGACACUUUGCCGUCAUGCGAUGCUCCGGUUUGGGGAAUGUCAGUUCAGAGAGGGACGGAAGGAUGUGUCAAAGCAAGCGAAAGAAGGGGACGUGAUUAGAUAACGUGUUUCAUAUCGGUCCACAGGUGAGCUCUGUGGUCAUAUAAGCGCGUGGAGUAAGUGUUUAAAUAUUGUAAUUGUAAAGGAGAGUGAGAUGGGUUUAUGUGGUUACAAUAUAACGUCAACAUAACAGGGUUUAUACCAACACUGAUGUAUCAGCGGCCAUGUUUACAGACUUAUUAAUGAAUUAUUUCCUCAGCAUAAAAACACACACAAUAUAUCAGAGCCAUUUUUAAGUGUUUGAAAUAAUUAUUUAGGUUGCCUCUUCAGCCAUCAGCAAUGGCACGAGUGCAGUCUUUAUCAGUACUGUACGGACAAUAUCCCUAUUUGUCUCUUUUUUUAAAGUCUUAAAACAAGUUAUUUUCCAUGUUUUUGUAUCAAAUAAUAUAGAAAAAAUACAGUUAUAUUUGUGAUAUUAAAACAUAUAAUCAUACGUGGCAAUGUAAACAAAUUCAAUGCUGUUUUACAAAGAGAUCUGUAGGCGAAUAUUAACAAAAUAUAAUAGAAAAGGGAUAAAGUGAGUGGCGUGUUUCAGAUCUGAAGCCGGCUGGAGAAGCUGAUUUGCACUGGCCACUAACCAAAAUAAUGUGAUGUCACUUUAUUUCAAUCUAGGGGGCUUUUUUCAGACCGCACCGCUGAAUUCAGGACAAUGAAUCAUGCUCAGCAAAGGAGAACACUCCUUUUGGAAACAUUCAUACUGUAGCCCUGGGAAUACAUCAGGCUGUGUGUGAGGCUCCGGGGGCUUAAAGCCAAUAAAACCUAGCUAAUUGUAGGAGAAGACACACACUCCAAGCAACAAGACAUUGAGUAUAUCCAUGUAUGUCGCCGUGAGGUGGAUAGAAAUGUACAAUUGAAUAACCUAUGAAAUGGCUUGUACUGUUAACGCACUAAAAGUUUCGGUGGACAACUUUUUUGUCUGGAUGAAUACCGUCUCUUUAAGGAAAUACAUUUUUGCACUUUUAAUACAAUUUCAGACUUUCCUAUUUGCAUGUUGUUUUUCUGUUCAAAAACCUGUAAGUGAAAUGAAAGGCACUGUAAAAAAAAAAAAAAAAAAAAAAAAAAAAAAUUUGAAUGUAAAAUGGAAUAACAAAACAAGCAAAUAGGCUAUUAGUGUUGUAGAGCUGUGUGCCUGUGUGUAUGCCUUUGUGUUGAUUGUGACAGAUUAAAUCCAUCGGGAUUUAAUCAUUGGAAAGAUAUUGAAGGAAACGUUUAUGUUACUUUGAAAAUAAGGAGGUAGAGUAUGAAUAAAACUCAGUUAUUGAAUGUUAUACAAAUUCACCUCAGCAUGAAAGUGGAAAAUCAACCUCAGCAAAAGAAGGACAUCAGUAUAAAUCAACAUCUACUGUUAAAGGGACUCCGAAGACUUUCAAGUGUCGAACAUUGAGCAAUGAAGCAACAGACUCUGGAUUGUGGGGGAGGGAAAAAACAAAAAAAACCUGAAUGUGUUUGAUGAAAAAUGUUGCAUCAUGUAUGUUUGAUACCAUUUUGUAUUAUUGAUAUGAAUUAUUGAUAUGAUUCUUGCAAAGUGUUUUUUAAACAACUGAAUAAUUUAUUACUGUCUGUUACCUCAGCGUGUCCCAGACCUGGACAGAAAGCUAAACUCACCCCCUCGCCCCUUUUUUGUUUUCUUUGGGGCUCUCAAUGGGUCGUAGGCCUUUUGACCUUUGAGCCCCCAUAUGAAGAGACUUGUAAUGUGUCGUGGACCAAUAAAGAUGAAGGAACCCCGUUUGGUCCUGGAAAAACAAAAGGACCUCUUCUUUACUGGAGCUCAUGUGGAUGGUCCCGCAAGAUAAAAUGUUUUCACACAAGCGUCAAAACACGGAAAGUUUGUCGACCAAUUUGUAACUAUAAAUGUGCAUUUUUUAAAUGUGAAAUUUCUUGAAGGUUCAGAUUUACAUUUUGGGAAUCACCCUUAUUGACUUUCUUGCUGAAAUAGAUUACAUUUUAAGAUACAGCCUGCAGUUGUUAGCUUAGCCUAACUGUAACGAGAUGGAAAAAGCUUAUCUGGCUCCUUCUUAAAGUAAGAAAAUCAGCCAACCAACAUUUCCCAAGAUCAGUGAGUGUGUUACUUUUAGUUUGUUAUACUGUAUCUACAAGUUGUGGAUUUCUUUCUUUCUUUUUAGGCUAGCUGUUUUAAGUCUUUCUGCUAAGAGCUAAGCUAUGCUAACCGUCAUGCGGGCUAACUUCUUGUUUAGUGUUCAGAGUAGACACGAGCAGUUGCUAUCUUCUCGUCUAAUUCUCAGCAGAAAAGUUAAUAAAUGAUUUCCAACAAUGUCGCACAGUUCCUUGAAGCGGACUGGACUUGUUGUAGGCUAAUUUAACUUUUUGUCUCAGUUCUAGGCUAAUUUAACUUUUUGUCUCAGUUCUAGGCUAAUUUAACUUUUAGUUUUGAGGUCCAAAAUACAGUGCACAAUGUGAAAGUUACCUUUCUUGAGUGAAUCAUUGUGGCUGGUACAAAGAAACCUACUGAUUACUUCACAUUUCAGGCAGACCAAAUACAAAAUGCUGAAAGUGAAUAUAGCGUCCUAUUGAUUAUUCGACCCCUGGAUUAUAUGUGAGUUAAAUUGAGCACAUUUGUUUCAUUAAAUGGAGGGGUUGCAUUUGUUUUCAAAAAAGACACCAAGUAUUGUUGGAGUUAUGCAAUUGAUUUGAUUCGUGUAUGUCCUGGAACUUUGUCAGUAUUUGGCAGUAAAGGCCUUGUUAGGUCUGGAUAACAAAAAAACAAAACAUGUAGGCUAUGGUGUUACACCAGUUGUGUAAUCUGUGUUUUUGGACAGGUCUGUUGUGUUCUAACUGGCUGUGUCAGACUGAGGAGCUAGACGAGGCACAAACAAACUGUGGCCUUUUUAUCUAGCCUCAGGGGUCGAUUAUAUUUCAAUAAAGAAAUACAAGUAUUGUGA